GCCGCACCAGGACAGCCACACACUCUCAGCCACCUUUGGCCUCGCCACAACAACAGACAGUCGCAACGCCUCUCCCUUUGCACUCAAAAUGGUUGGCUCCAAGAGAUUUUUCGUGAUCGGCAACUGGAAGAUGAACGUUGACAAGGCGCGCAUCGACGGCAUUGUUAAGAUGAUGACCGCUGCUUCCCUCUCCAAACACACAGAGGUGGUGGUUGGGUGUCCGUCGUGCUACCUGGAGUACGCCCGCCAACAGCUGCCGCCCACCAUCGGCGUGGCGGCGCAGAACUGCUUCAAGGAGGCGAAAGGGAACUUCAGCGGCGAGAUCUCGCCAGCCAUGAUCCAGGACUGCGGGUGCGAGUGGGUGAUACUGGGCCAUCCCGAGAGGCGGACGUUGUUCCAGGAGUGUGACGAGUUGAUCGGCCAGAAGGUGGCCCACGCCCAGAAAGCAGGACUCAAGAUUGUGGCGUGUGUGUGCGAGACGAAGGCGGACCGCGAUGAGGGCCUCACACAGCAGGUUCUGGCUGCACAGAUGGAGUCCCUGGCGGCAUCCAUCUCCGACUGGUCCCGCGUGGUGGUGGCCUUCGAGGCGCUGUGGGCCAGCAACACGGGGGUGCUGGCCACGCCGGCCCAGGUGCAGGAGGCCAUGGCCAUGAUCCGGGAGUGGCUGCGGCAGAACGUGAGCAACGAUGUCGCCGACAGCACGCGCCUCAUCUACGCAGGAUCGGUGUCCUCUGGUAACUGUGAGGAGCUGGCGCGGCUGAGGGACGUGGACGGGUUCCUGGUCGGCAGCGCCGCGCUCAAGCCGGACAUCGUGGACAUCAUCAACGCUGGCGGUUCCCACGUGUCCAGGCUGAUCUCUUACUUCUCUGAUGGAGGCCGGGAGGCGAUCAGCGUCUGAGCGAGCCAGCUGUUGUUCUCAUAUAUUUAUUAUGCAGCCUUAUUUUGUUGUUACUAUAUAUUUAUAUGAUAGAUAUACUGUUAAUCCGCUCCAAAUACAAUUUUGUCGUGUACGAAAUUCACGGUGGCACGAUUGGGUAAAUUAUCCAGUCGUUUGCGAACACGACGGAAACUCGUCAUGGCAGGAAUCGGAUGGAUAGCUGCUAAAUGAUGUUUCAUAUGUGUUUAUCAUAUGAACGUAAAUAUAAUUUACUCUUGUUG
Molecule: messenger RNA, 1158 nt
Organism: Scylla paramamosain (green mud crab)
Lineage: Eukaryota; Metazoa; Arthropoda; Malacostraca; Decapoda; Portunidae
Product: triosephosphate isomerase-like
Exons: 4
Coding region: 89-898 (269 amino acids)
Biological process (GO): glyceraldehyde-3-phosphate biosynthetic process; glycolytic process; gluconeogenesis
Cellular component (GO): cytosol
Molecular function (GO): triose-phosphate isomerase activity
Source: RefSeq, a predicted model, not a curated record